Messenger RNA from Contarinia nasturtii (swede midge), 1304 nucleotides. RefSeq names its product metallophosphoesterase 1 (gene Mppe). Gene Ontology annotation, cellular component: endoplasmic reticulum. The transcript is spliced from 5 exons. Bases 11 to 1162 code for a protein of 383 amino acids. Gene Ontology annotation, molecular function: hydrolase activity. Gene Ontology annotation, biological process: GPI anchor biosynthetic process. Lineage: Eukaryota; Metazoa; Arthropoda; Insecta; Diptera; Cecidomyiidae. The record is from RefSeq and is a predicted model, not a curated record.
GUUUCGAUCCAUGUCAUUUAUAAUAAACACACAGUUUAUUAGCAAGCUUAUAAUAUCAAAUCAAAUACGAAACACGAUUUCAAAAAAGUCAUGUAAUGUUGAAAAUAUGUUUUUGUCGCGUUUUAAAAGAUACUUCUUGUUUGCAGCUAUAAUCUUAUCGUUUGUUUUAAUAUUUAUCAAUGAAUUCUUUAUUUACUCGCUUUAUCGGCUAAGUUGGAGUUCAAUCCGAUGUAAAAAGGUGGAUUGCACGAAAAUUCUGCUUGUAUCGGAUCCACAAAUUCUCGGCGAAACAUUCGAUACAAAUAUUUACAGUGGCAUUGCCAUCGUUGAUUCAGAUAAAUAUUUGAAAGAAACAUUCGAUCGCGCCUAUGCCUUUGCAAAACCGGACGUUAUUUGUUUUUUGGGUGAUUUAAUGGACGAGGGUAGUGUUGCUGCUGAUGACGCAUACCAACGAUAUUUGCGUCGUUUUAAUAGCAUCUUCAAAACGAGUGCAAAUGUUAAACACUUUUAUAUUCCUGGUGACAAUGACAUCGGUGGCGAACGUCAUGACUAUGUAACCGUGUUUAAAAGGAAACGUUUUAACAAAAGUUUCAAUGAAACGAACUCAAUUUCAAUUGGAAAACGAUUACGAAUACUCAAUAUAAAUUUGCUCACACACAUAUACCCUGAUCUCAAUGUAACCGAUACAUCAUCAAGUAAAUUACUGAACAUCGUGGCAACACACAUAUCAGUUCUAUCAUAUCCCGGAAUUACGAUGAAAACGAUCAUGGAUCAAUUCAAACCAAAUAUCAUAUUUUCGGGUCAUUCGCACUUAUCUGCAGUUGUCACAUAUCCGCCACAAAAUAUUCAAAAUCUAGUCGACAAUCGCAUAGUCAACGUUGAAAUGAACAAUUUAAAUGUCGUUGAAAUUGUUGUUCCUACAUCAAGUUAUAGAAUGGGCGUAACGAAUAUAGGCUAUGGAUAUGCCGUAAUUGAUGACGAUGUGAUGCAAUACACCGUGCUUUGGUCACCAGAUCGUUUCAAAUGUCUGUGGUUAUAUGUUAUUUGGCUUGGUGUUCUCUUUUUGAUGCCACUAAUGUGGUUGAUCUAUCGAAACUGUUCGAUUUUCCAUCGUCGUGUAACUUAUCGACUUCGCUUGAUGAUCGCAACCGAUAAAUUUUAAAUCGUUUUAUUGCCUCGCUUUCGAAUCUCGCGCAUAUGUUUCUGGCAAUUUUUUGAAUCUCCAAUAAUAUAUAUAUAUAUAAUUUAAACGAAUUGAAUGAAACAACAAAUUGUUUGUUAGAAAAAUGAUUGUACAAAAAAAA